Elaeis guineensis (African oil palm) is the source of this 492-nucleotide messenger RNA. The record is from RefSeq and is a predicted model, not a curated record. NCBI's taxonomy places the organism in Eukaryota, Viridiplantae, Streptophyta, Magnoliopsida, Arecales, Arecaceae.
AUGAUCGACGAGCUGCGCGAAGGCGACUGGAUGUCGCGCGGUUCGCGCAAGAGCCAGAAAGACAUUGAACAAGCCGUGAGCCGCCUGCAGCAAAAACUGCAGCGCGUGCCCAAGGAAUCGGAAAUCGCCGCCGAGCUGGGCAUGGAGCUGGCCGACUACCAGCACCUGCUGGCCAAGGUGCGCGGCACGCAGCUCGUGUACCUGGAGGACAUCAGCGGCAACAGCGACGACGAAGACGGUUUUCUGGACCGCCACAUGGGCGACAGCGAAGCCGACCCUUCAGCCAAGCUGCAGGACCACCGCAUGCGCACCGCGCUGGUGGCCGCCAUCAACGUGCUGCCCGAGCGCGAGCAACAGAUCAUGAGCAUGUACUACGAACACGACAUGAACCUGAAGGAAAUCGCGGCCGUGCUCGGGGUGACCGAAUCGCGCAUCUGCCAGCUGCACAGCCAGUCGAUCGCGCGGCUGCGGUCCAAGCUGCGCGAGCACUGA